UACACACCAACACGCACACACACACGCACACAGAAGACGCCAGUCUCCAGAGAGCGGUGAUGGGAUAAGAACACACCUGGGCUGUCAUGGAUGUCCGCCUCGUCAGCUGGAUGACAUACGUCUGGAUCCAGGCCCAGAUCUGGGAUGUGCAGGGGUAUCAGUCUGGACCAGUCGAUUACGUGUCAGAGAAAGACAUUUCCCUCUUGGAGGCAGAUAAGAAUCCAAAAUGUUUCACUCGAACCCUAGAAGAUUUCACUUGCUUUUGGGAGGUUUCAGAUGACACGUCAUAUGACUUCUUCUACAAAACCGAUGAACAAGAGACCACGUGCAACCUCACACGCCAGAAAGCCGGCGGGGGCCGGUCUCUCCAAGUCUGCUCCCUCCCUGCCUCCGAUGUCUUUCUCUACGCUGUCACAGACAUCAGAGUCGUGGAGAGGAGCACCAACAGGACGGUUCUGAACCGCAGCGUCAGCGUGGAGGACCAAGUGUUGUUAGACCCCCCGACAAACGUCUCACUCAGCUUCACGGGGGAGGCGGCGCAACUCCGUGUGACCUGGCACAUGGAUGCUUCUUGGCAGAGCAAAGUGCAGUACGAGAUACGGCAUUCCGCCAACAACCUAGUGGGCAGCAAAAUUCUGAUGAAGGCCUCAUUGACGUACAUGCUGGAUUCUCUGAUAACUGGAGAGGUUUGCUGUGUGCAACUUAGAGUCAGGCCCAAUGGUUACAACACAAGAGGAUACUGGAGUGACUGGUCUCAACCAGCAGCAGCUUUGGUGCCCCAGAGAGCCGAGGACAUCGAUCUUCUGUGCCACACUUCAGACCUACGCAACAUCCAAUGCCAGUGGAAGGAACAGUCAUUCAAGGAAGAAGCCCAUUGCAUGCUCUUCUACCAGCUUAGUCCUCGUGGCAGCUGGCAGCAGUGCAUGUUCAGCAAGAGCCCUGGUCAAUGUAUCUUCUCAGGGCUGGAUUCCAGCAUCAUGCGGGUGAACCUCAGGAUCAAAGAGGGGCCACAUGAGUGGAACUUCUACACAGAGUCCUUUGCCAUGGACGAGAGCAUCAAACCAGAUCCGCCGAAAGUGCUCAGCUGGGGCAAAGAGGGCACCAGGCUGCGUAUUGAGUGGGAGCCGCCUCUCUGGAACCUGUCUGCUCACUUGGAGUAUCAGAUCCGCUACAGGUGCAACGGGGAGUCCAUGUGGAAGUUAGUCAUCCUGCAAAGCCCAAAUAACAGCACGACUUUGGACGUGCAAGCAGGGACCCAGUACCACAUCCAGGUCCAGACCAAGCCAAAUGGGUCCAUCUACAAGGGGAUCUGGAGUGACUGGUCCAACACUCUCUGCGUGGACGUGCCCUUGGACACAGAAAUGGUGUUUGUUGCAGGCAUCUUUCUCAUAUCGUUCAUUGUGGUGGCCUUGUUGAUUACAUCCUUCUCCAGAAACAUCAGGAAGAUCAAGCAGCUUCUGUGGCCCCCAGUCCCAAACCUGGAAAAGGUGCUUGAGGGUUUUCUUGCAGAUAUCAACAGAGAGUGCCAGAGUCAAACCUUCAGCGUGAAGCAGUGCUAUGAGGAGACCCCGGCAUCAGUGGUGGAGAUCGUGCAUGAGAAAAAGCCCUUUGAAGGAGGAAAGGGCCCCAAGGAGGGUGUCCUUCAGCUCCUGCUGGAGGGGAAGACAGUGGGCGAGUGCAUCACCCCACUGGAGACCUGCCCAGACUACAUAACCCUGAACCCGGAGAAUGUCAUCUCAAGCCUGAGGAGCAACGAAUAUGUGUCUGGGGGUGGGCAUCUGGUGGGAGUCGGCCUGGAGGUGUGGCAGGCCGGCCACCCCUGCUCCUGCCCCUGUCCCAGCAGUGGCUUCACUCAGUCCAUGGAUCUACUGAACCAAUCUUACCUCCUACCAGCUGAGAUGGGCAAGGGCCUGGGCUUCAGGGAGCUGGCCAGCAGAUACACCAACCUGGAGCUAGCGACUUACCCAGCUGCCUUGGACUGACGGGCUGAGGGGCCGCCAGCCACGUGGCACAGACAUGGUAUACAGGGUAACAUUCAUCAGCACCACUACGGUUUCUAGCUUCUAGCUCUGCUUGCUGCACAUAAACACUGGUUGUACUUUGUGUGACCGUAAGGUUUUCAUUCCUUCUCUAGAUAACCAGAAACUAGACUGCGUGAAAUGAAGUGACAUUUCACCUCAUUCUAUAGGUCUUAUAAGCAAGAAUAAGGCUUGAGGUUUCCUCCUACAGUCCAAAACUAUGCAGUUCAGUGAAAUGGUGCCUCGGAAUCGUUUGUGCCCUGAGAUGGACUGGAAUCUUGUUCAUAGCUUCUCCCGACUUCCUGUGAUAUACAUGCUCACCAUGACCUUGUACUGGAUGAGUGUUUGUGGAAGACGGAUGGAUAUCUACGAUUCCAGUAAGAACUAGUUUAAAAAUACAAACCAACUUAUAUGUAUGUAACCAAAUCCUUUUCAGAAUAUCAAAUAGCAAAUCUAUGUCAAGAAAUGUUUACUUAUGUCCAUUGAUCAAUUUUCCAUAUCUGCUCAUCCAGUACAAUUAUAAACUGUAAAUGAUUGCUUACUCACCAAUACUUUAUCAUCCUUUUAUAGACCCUGGGUUUAUUACAUAUUUAGUGUUAUGUAUGCUACACAUACUAUAUAUUCAUUCAUAUUUUAAAACUGCAAUUUUUUUGCACAAUAUACUGUAAAAUGAGGGCUUGUAAAUUUCUGCUCUAUAUUCAUAUAUAAAGACGACAAAGGCCAGUGUUACACCACCGCCGCAUGUCACUGAAAUGGUCACAUGACGGAGAGAGGCAGGUUGGUGUGAGGUUACCAUGCCAGCAGGGCGGCAGUAGGAGGCUUAGGUGGGUAUACGUGCACAUCUCCUGGUUACCAUGCCAGCAGGGCGGCAGUAGGAGGCUUAGGUGGGUAUACGUGCACAUCUCCUGGUUACCAUGCCAGCAGGGCGGCAGUAGGCGGCUUAGGUGGGUAUAAGUGCACAUCUCCUGGUUACCAUGGGUUACAUGUCACCUGCAUCUACUAACAACAUAUCGAUUUUGAGCAGCAUUUAAUAAGUUGCAAUUUCCCGGGGGGGUUCCACAAAUACAUAAUAUAAGGGGGGUGGACAGGCAGGCUUGAAAGCAUCAUGUAAGCUUACCCGGUAAUAUCUGAGGCAUAUAGAACUGGUAUUAUUGUAAGUUUGAUUUUAUUCAUACAGAUUAAAGUAAUUAAACCAUUA
This is a messenger RNA of Paramormyrops kingsleyae, 3216 nucleotides long. It is a transcript of the gene mpl, whose product is annotated as MPL proto-oncogene, thrombopoietin receptor. NCBI's taxonomy places the organism in Eukaryota, Metazoa, Chordata, Actinopteri, Osteoglossiformes, Mormyridae. Gene Ontology annotation, cellular component: external side of plasma membrane. Gene Ontology annotation, biological process: cytokine-mediated signaling pathway. Gene Ontology annotation, molecular function: cytokine receptor activity; protein binding. The record is from RefSeq and is a predicted model, not a curated record.